UAAUUCGCCAAAAUGACCAACACAAAGGGAAAGAGGAGAGGUACUCGCUAUAUGUUCUCUAGGCCUUUUAGAAAACAUGGAGUUGUUCCUUUGGCAACAUACAUGCGAAUCUACAAGAAAGGUGAUAUUGUGGACAUCAAGGGAAUGGGCACUGUUCAAAAAGGAAUGCCCCACAAAUGUUACCACGGCAAAACUGGAAGAGUCUACAAUGUUACCCAGCAUGCUGUUGGCAUUGUUGUCAACAAACAAGUUAAGGGCAAGAUUCUUGCUAAGAGAAUUAAUGUACGUAUCGAGCACAUUAAGCACUCAAAGAGCCGAGACAGCUUCCUGAAGCGCGUGAAGGAAAAUGAUCAGAAAAAGAAGGAAGCCAAGGAGAAAGGUACUUGGGUUCAACUGAAGCGCCAGCCUGCCCCACCCAGAGAAGCACACUUUGUGAGAACCAAUGGAAAGGAGCCUGAGCUGUUGGAACCCAUUCCCUAUGAAUUCAUGGCGUGAGAAAUGUAAAAAAAAUAAAAGACAUCAAGACUGUACAAAUGUUUCUUUUAAUUGAGUAGCAGCGUGGUAUUGUCUCCCCCAAAGAAGUAUUUAAAGCAAACUUUAUAUCCGAAUUCACUGGGGGAUGGCUUUAUUCAAAUUUUGUGGGUUUUGAGGCACCUGGAUGACUCAGUUAAGCAUCCUACUUUGGGUCAGGUCAUGAUCUUGCAGUCCAUGAGUUUGAGCCCCGUGUCAGGCUCUGUGCUGACAGCUCAGAGCCUGGAUCCUGCUUUGGAUUCUGUGUCUCCCUCUCUCUCUGCCCUCCCCUGCUUGUGCUCUCUCUAGAGUCUCAAAAACAAACGUUAAAAUAUGAUGGGGUUUUUGUUUUUGCUGAAAGAUGUGGUUUAUUGUACAAUAUACUCCAUUGAUUAGGAACUGCCAGAUAGUACCUAUAACAUAUUUUAUAGUAGUUUGAAAAUAGUUCCUCUAAAUCACUAAGAAAAAAGAUUUUUUUAAAAACAAAUGAAAGGUUAUCUGUUGAGAUUGCAUUUAAGCACGGAAAGUUGAGUACUUGUAAUUGUAUUAAGUCAUAAGUAGCUAUGUUUUAAGGAUAAAGAACUUCCAUUUGAAGCCCAUUACUUAAGAUUGUUUAAAGCAUUCUGGUUCCCACUAAAUUGUUUUCCCUGUCAUUUCCUGUUAAGUGUUUUUCUAUAUGGUGUUAGGAAAAAUUUGUUUAUUGGAAACGCUCUUUGUUGCCCCAGGUCCUUUGCACUUGCCUUUGCCCAAGACUGCCUGUGCUUUCUAAAGUUGGUGAAUUUCUGAUUGUCCUUUGUUCACCUUGCAUGUCAUAAGUGAACCUUUCCUAAUGUAUUUUAAGGAGAAAGGAGAGGAAUGAAACUGGAAUCAAAGGAGAAAAUCUGCUUUGGGAUGAUAGAAUUAAAUCCCUUAUAUCUAUUACCACGA
This is a messenger RNA of Panthera uncia (snow leopard), 1437 nucleotides long. It is a transcript of the gene RPL21, whose product is annotated as ribosomal protein L21. Gene Ontology annotation, biological process: translation. Gene Ontology annotation, molecular function: structural constituent of ribosome. The transcript has 5 exons. The coding region runs from base 13 to 495 and encodes 160 amino acids. NCBI's taxonomy places the organism in Eukaryota, Metazoa, Chordata, Mammalia, Carnivora, Felidae. Gene Ontology annotation, cellular component: cytosolic large ribosomal subunit; ribosome. The record is from RefSeq and is a predicted model, not a curated record.